GCAAAUGGCCAACAAGGCUUCAAGAUCAAAUUCAAAGCAUAGGCCCUUGAUCCUCUCUCUCUUCAUCAUCACUUUCGCUCUCCUAAUCCUCUCAGGCUCUUUCAAUAUCACCAAAGACCACUUAAACACACCGUCGUCGCCGUCGUCGCCGUCGUCUUCUGCUCGGACGAAGCCUCACCUCCAGCAUGCCCACCUUGUCAGGAAAGAGACCAAGCUCCCCAUUUGGUACCGCCUUGUCGAAGAAGAAAUGAAGGGCAAGAAAGUCCGCGUCGGGUUCGUGAAUAUCGAUGACAUAUCUGACCCUGAGUUCGCGAUGAAAGGCCUCGCGAAGGCCGUCAAAGUGACAUUUGACCGUGUGUCCGGAAACCUCACGUGGAAAAACUUCUUUCCCACAUGGAUCAAUGAAGAUCCGAAGGGACGUAAGCCUUCAUGCCCUGAUAUACCGAUGCCAAAGUUUGAAGAUUAUCGUGAUCUCGACGUGAUUGUGGCCAAGGUUCCAUGUGAGGAUGGCGGAGACAGGAGGAGAGGUUUGAGGGAUGUGUUUAGACUGCAAGUUAACUUGGUGGUGGCUAAUUUGGCUGUCGACCGGGGGAUAAACCUGGACAUGAAUCGGAAAAUCUACGCUGUUUUCCUUGGAUCGUGUGGGCCAAUGGUUGAAAUUUUCCGGUGCGAUGAUCUGGUGAGGCAUGUGGGCGAUUACUGGGUGUAUAAGCCUGAGCAAGGGAGAUUAAAGCAGAAGGUCUUGAUGCCUGUUGGGUCUUGCCAAAUCGCUCCCGCCUAUGCUGAGAACGGAAAAGAGAGGUGGAGAGGAUACGUGUUGCAGUCGUCCCUAAGAAAGGCAAACGGCACGAUGUACCGCCCUCGGGAGGCCUAUGCGACUGUUCUUCACUCUUCAGAAGCUUAUGUCUGCGGUGCAAUAUCCUUGGCUCAAAGCAUCAGGAGGACCGGCUCGACUAAAGACCUGGUCCUUCUAGCUGAUGACUCGAUCACCAGCAAGUCCCUAGCCGGCCUACGAGCCGCUGGAUGGAAGAUUUGGCACAUCCACCGGAUCCGAUCUCCAAACGCAAAAAAGGGCGCUUACAACGAGUGGAACUUCAGCAAGUUAAGAGUGUGGCAAUUGACGCAAUACGACAAGGUAAUCUUUAUCGACGCAGAUCUACUUGUCCUCCGGAACCUCGACGAGUUCUUCGUAUAUCCACAGUUAUCGGCGGCGCCAAACAAUGGAGUGCUGUUCAACUCAGGUAUCAUGGUGAUCGAGCCAUCAAAUUGCGUUUUUGAGGACCUCAUGUCGAAAUCCUUCAAGUUGGAUUCUUACAACGGCGGUGACCAAGGAUUCCUGAACGAGUUCUUCACAUGGUGGCACCGGUGGCCGAGUAGGCUCAAUUACUUGAAGAUCUUCGAGAGGCGCAAAGACGAAGAACACACAGUCCCCGACAAUCUUUACACGAUGCAUUUCUUGGGGCUCAAGCCGUGGAUGUGUUACCGGGACUACGAUUGCAAUUGGGACAAGGAGUCUUACCAUGCUUUCGCGAGUGACUCCGCGAAUAGGUUGUGGUGGGAGGUCUACGAUUCGAUGCCGAGAAAGUUGCAGUCGUUUUGUGGGUUAACUGAGAAGAUGGACUUUAUAAUAAGAAAGUGGAGAGGCAUAGCUAAGAAGGCCAAUUUGGCUAAUGGGCACUGGAAGAUCAAUGUCACAGAUACUAGGCGCUUCAUUUCUUUGAAUAAGAAGCACAGCAAUGCAAGAAAACUAGGUAUAUAGAGUGCCAACACCAGUGGCUAUAUUUGUAUGUAGCUUAUAAGGUUUUAUAGAUCUUCAAAGGAAAAGCUUUUGACAAAGUUCAAUGAUGA
This is a messenger RNA of Eucalyptus grandis, 1848 nucleotides long. RefSeq names its product putative UDP-glucuronate:xylan alpha-glucuronosyltransferase 4. Lineage: Eukaryota; Viridiplantae; Streptophyta; Magnoliopsida; Myrtales; Myrtaceae. Gene Ontology annotation, biological process: xylan biosynthetic process. The record is from RefSeq and is a predicted model, not a curated record. Gene Ontology annotation, molecular function: glycosyltransferase activity.